CGGUGCCCGGAUCGUAGAGAGAAGAAAAAGACAAUAAACAAAGCGAAAAGUUUAUUUAGUGAUUAACGUCGGGCAUGCCGCACCCGAAGCAGUGAACGCGUGUGUAGUUCUGCUUGUCACGUCGAGAGCGCGGGUUUGAAAAGAAUGUUCGUCGAAUUAAUUUUCUAUUCAUUACUAGCUGUAGCCACCUCCCUGGGAUCACUCUACAUUUACUUAACAUGGAAUUUUAAAUACUGGCAAAAAAGUAGCUUACGCAUCGCAAAGCCCCUAACAUUUUUGGGCACAUAUCCCAGCAUUAUGACACGCAAGCGGAACAUGGUUUACGACAUCCAUGACGUAUAUUUGAAUUAUAAAUCAAAUAAUCGUGCCGUGGGCGUUUUUGUGACACGCAAGCCAGAGAUUUUGAUUUUGGAUCCGAAUUUGGCACACGAAAUUUUAGUUAAAAAUUUUCGUUUGUAUCGGGACACGUUGACGAGCUCAUGGAUAAAUAAUCACCAAGCAGAUAAAUAUGCAACUCGAAAUCCUUUUUGGUGCGUUGGAGAUAAUUGGAAGAACCUUCGAACUGAUGCAAUGGGAGGCAUUACGCAAAGCAAAUUAAAACAAUCGUAUACAAUAUGGCAAAGCAGUUGCAAAAAACUUUUAAAAGUGAUGGAGGAUAAAGUGGGUAACUCAGGCACAAAUAUCAUUGAAACCAGAGAUCUUUGUUUUCGUUUUACGGCCGAUGUUAUGUGUAACUACAUUUGGGGAAUUGAUGUCGGCACACUGACCAAUCCGACCGAAGUCAGCCAUGUUGUGGGAAUGACAGAUAAAUGGAUUAUGUACACCUACAAAACACGUGUCUACUCAUUAAUGGCGACCGUAACACCCGUAGUGCGUGUAAUAUGGCCAUUUACGCUCUUCCCAAAGGAAACGGAUGAUUUUUUUUCAAAGCUAACACGAGAUGCAGUGCAAAUUCGACAACAGCAACCAGCAAACACUGAGCGGCCAGAUUUUCUUAAUUACAUGCUGCAGCUGCAGGAACGCAAAGGCAUUAGCCACGACGAUAUGGUCGGACAUUCGCUGACAAUGCUGCUAGAUGGCUAUGAAACUGUAGCGAUUGCUCUCAUGCACACAUUAUAUUAUCUGGCGAAAUACCCGAAAGUGCAACAAAAAUUACGCGAUGAGUUAAUGACGAACAUGUACAAUACUAAAGUUGGGUUCUCCUAUGAGGAGCUUAUGAAUUUGCCGUACUUGGAUCAGUGUGUACAUGAGACCUUGCGAUUAGUCACUUUACUGCCAAAUAUACCACGCAUCUGCACAGAAGACACCACAUUACAGCUUUCACCGGAGCAAAGCGUCGACAUUCCUAAGGGUAUGGUUGUGACAGUGCCAGUGUAUUCAUUACAUCACGAUAAGGAUUAUUUUCCACAACCAAACGAAUACGUACCGGAACGCUUUGAUAAUGGCGCUCACCUCGAAUUGACAAAGCGGGGUAUAUACUUGCCCUUUAGUGAUGGACCACGCAUUUGCAUUGGUGCUCGCUUGGCUUUGAUGACUGCAAAAAUUGCUUUAGCUGAAAUUAUUUUGCAGUAUGAAAUCAACAGUUGUGCGCUUACCCAAGAGGAUCAAAGCACAAAUGUCAAGUCUUUUAUAUUGUGCCUUGAUGGCGAUAUUAUGCUGGAAUAUAAAAGCUUAACUAAAUACCAAGGCUUUUUGAAGUAAACAUAUGUUGUUUUAGAUGUUAGAAGCAAUCACUCAAAAUUUUAAUUCAAGUAUAAAUUGAUAAAAAAUUGCAAA
Messenger RNA from Teleopsis dalmanni, 1776 nucleotides. Its product is annotated as probable cytochrome P450 309a2. The record is from RefSeq and is a predicted model, not a curated record. NCBI's taxonomy places the organism in Eukaryota, Metazoa, Arthropoda, Insecta, Diptera, Diopsidae. Gene Ontology annotation, molecular function: oxidoreductase activity, acting on paired donors, with incorporation or reduction of molecular oxygen; heme binding; iron ion binding. The transcript is spliced from 8 exons. The coding region runs from base 145 to 1701 and encodes 518 amino acids.